Molecule: messenger RNA, 1934 nt
Organism: Saccostrea cuccullata (small rock oyster)
Lineage: Eukaryota; Metazoa; Mollusca; Bivalvia; Ostreida; Ostreidae
Exons: 5
Coding region: 570-1934 (454 amino acids)
Source: RefSeq, a predicted model, not a curated record
UCAACGGUUAGAAGAAAGUGACGGAUCUAAGAUUUGUCGGAUUUCUAGGGGUGUAAAACCAAGAUGGCGGAUCUAUCUGUUAGAUAAAAGUAGAGGAUCCAAGAUAUGUAAUUGUUUUCUAUAGGCGUAAAGAAAAAAAACCAUACUACGUUAAUCGGAUAAAGUUCAGAUCAAUGGCUCAUUCAAGGUAUUGAUUACUAGAUGGUAAUUUUCUGUAACCAAGUGUCAUACGAUACUGCGAAAUCAAGAUCCAAGCUAGUAGAUUUGCUAAUAGAGAGGUGUUAAUUCUUUAUUAUCUGUGUCAAAUCAAUUAAAGAUAACGGCUUAUCUUUAUUAUUGCGUUUACAAAGAAGAUGAGAUGUUUUCUAGUCAUUGUUCCGUUAAUCAGUUCUCAAGAAAGUGACAAUGAGCGAGUCCUAUUAUAAUUAUUUUGAAAUUUUAAAAAACUCAAAUCUGCGACCUGAGGAAAACACAUUUACACAUGGAUUAAUGACAGUCGGUUUGAGCGAUGAAUUAAAUGUUAUGAAGUCUUACUCAAUUAUAAGUAAUUUAAUCCUUUCGGUAUAUAUAUGCAAGACUAUCUACUUUUAACAUAUAUCACUAUAAAAUUCAUAAUGGAUAGGGAAAGUCUAUGCUGUGCUGAAGAAGAAAUCAUUUACAAAAUAGUAAGUUCAAUAAAAGACUUGAAUACUUUAUUCACUUGGGCGGUCAACCACGCGCUGGCAAAUCACCCGAUAGUUGCUAGAAGAACUCUUCAGCUCUUGGAAUGGGAGAAGUUACAAAAAAGAACUAACGAAGAUGACGAUUUUUUGGAAGACUUUAUGGGAGUUUUACCUGAGGAUCACAGGAUAUAUAGGGCCGUCCAGAAAAUAAACGACGUUGAACGUUUAAAGCAAUGGUCCGAGAAAUGGGGUGUAGCCGACCAUUACAACGUGAAAAGAAGAAUGAAAUAUUUAAGGAACCUCGCGGAGGAACAAAAGUCCAUGGAGAAUGCUGAGGUCCAAAAUGGGGAAGAACCUACGGAAGCUGAUGAUGCAGAAAAUAAUCAACAGCAAAAGCCAAAGCCUAGCGGGAAGGGGAAAGGUGUCGAUUGUAAACGCUGCGGACAUGUUUGUAAAAACAAAAGGGAAUUGAUUAACCAUAGGAAAGAGCACAGAGUUAGAGGCGCUCACCGAUCAUCAACAAUCCCCGAAAAAGAAAACCAGCCCUCUACCGCUUUUCAACCAAUCCCCGAAAACCAACCAUCAACAUCGUAUCAACCGCUGGAGAGAGGAUCACCUCCAACAGGUCAUUCUGUAACAUGCAGAAAAUGUCGAGAGUCUUUUCCUAACAGAAGAGCGCUGUACCUCCAUCAGAAACUACUCCAUCAAAGCGGUGAAGGAACAGAGGUACAGUUUCCAUGGGAAGAACGAGGAGACCAAGCCCCAUGGGGUGAUGAUGAAAGACUUCGCGACACCUUUUUGGCGAAUAAAAACUUCAUUUUGUCAAAGGGAGAUAAAGGUUCUCUAAAGACAACUGUUAAUUCUCCAUUAGAAAAUAACGUUUCUACAGAAAAUUUAAUCGAAAUUCUUCAAAAUUCCUGUCGAACAGAAUCACGCACUUUCAGAUUGAAUCUUUCUUUUGGUUUUAUUUUACAAAAUGUUGAGACUAGAGAAUAUAGAUAUUUCAUCCCAGAUAGAAACGAAACUGUUUUUGAUCGACCAGUUCUCAUAAAUAACAUGAGAGAUAUCAGAAAGAAAUUGCGCGAGAAAUUAAAUUCCAUAAAUCUAAUGGAGUAUUUACAACGACAGCGACCAAACAGUAAAUGGCGUAUUGUUCACAUCACAAAUAGAAAUAAAAUGGAAUUACGAGAGAUAAUACUAAUUAGGAUUAAAAGAGACGAUUUAGCUGAUAAUAGAACGAUUUAUGUUGAUAUAACAACACACUGGGAUUGA